AUGCGCUGUGGUGCUAGUGGACUUCGAAGAACAGCCGAUGGUAAAGACUGCGGUCGACUUCAGGACGCUCUUCUUCUUUGUUGGUGUCAUGCCUACGAAGAGCGUACCGAAUACUCCAGGGACGUCAGCAGCGACAAGGUCGACCCUGAGGGUGAAGUCGUCGGGCCAUUUCGAAUGCCUCAUCCGAUCACGUACUACGCCAAUGGCAACGCCGGAAUGUCCACAAACCCGCCGAACGCCCUGGCUGCCGCUGACAGCCACAUCAACUUCAGGCCGUACGACAACGACGGUAACGGCUUUUUGGAUGCGUUCAUAGUGGUUCACGCCGGACGUGGAGCCGAACAGACCGGCGAUCGUGUGAGAAACCUCUGGUCACUCAAGUGGGUGCUUCCACAGGACACCGUUGCGGAUGGCGUCAAGGUGUGUGCCUUCCUCACUGUCCCGGAAGACGUCAAGAUCGGAGUCUGCGCGCAUGAGCUCGGGAAUCUGGUCUUCGGCUGGCCGGAUCUAUACGGCACGGACGGCUCCUCUCGCGGCAUCGACAGAUGGUGUCUCAUGGCCGGCGGAUCGUGGGGGGCAGGGGAACCCAGACUCGCCAUCCAUCGGCAUGGUGCAAAGCCAACCGGGGUUGGGCUUGCGUCCACAAUGAGACAACGAACCGUGUUUGUUCUGAGAGAUGUGAAGAAGAUUAACGAAGUGCAUAGGUUGUGGACGAAUGGCGGGGCAAGCAAGGGGUAUUUCCUCCUCAAGAAUCGGCAGCUGGAGGGGUCCGACGCAUCUUUGCCUGGAGAAGUCUGGCAUAUCAACGACAACAUAGCAAACAACAGUAACGAACCCUUGUACAAGGCUGGACUGGAGCAGGCGGAUGGACUUCGCCAACUCGAGAUGAACAGCGCGGGCAGCGGCGAUCCAGGGGACCCGUUUUCUGGCAGCACUAACAACAGAAACUUUACCGCGGCGACAAAACCCAACAGCCGGGCCCACGACGGACAUGACACCAAGGUGCGUGUAACCAACAUUACGGCGCUUCCGAAUGACGAUAUGCGAAUGAACAUUCGAGUCACGUGA
Molecule: messenger RNA, 1068 nt
Organism: Coniosporium apollinis CBS 100218
Lineage: Eukaryota; Fungi; Ascomycota; Dothideomycetes
Exons: 2
Coding region: 1-1068 (355 amino acids)
Biological process (GO): proteolysis
Molecular function (GO): peptidase activity
Source: RefSeq, a predicted model, not a curated record